Molecule: messenger RNA, 780 nt
Organism: Chondrus crispus (carragheen)
Lineage: Eukaryota; Rhodophyta; Florideophyceae; Gigartinales; Gigartinaceae
Exons: 4
Coding region: 100-546 (148 amino acids)
Biological process (GO): maturation of SSU-rRNA from tricistronic rRNA transcript (SSU-rRNA, 5.8S rRNA, LSU-rRNA); translation
Cellular component (GO): cytosolic small ribosomal subunit; ribosome
Molecular function (GO): structural constituent of ribosome; RNA binding
Source: RefSeq, a predicted model, not a curated record
CCACCAUCGUGAUACCUGCGAGCAAUCUCUUCCUUCACUCGCAUCCAUCCUAAAGUCCGCGGCAGUUGUCGAUACCAUUCGUUCACUAUAACUGCCAACAUGGGCGCCGCUUCUACAGCCAAAAACUCCGUUCAGGUCUUCGGCCGCAAGAAAACUGCGGUUGCCGUUGCUCACAUCACCGGCAAUGGAAAGGGCCUCAUGAAGAUCAACGGUACUCCUCUUGACCUCCUCGAGCCGGAGGGUCUGCGCGUCAAAGUCCUCGAGCCGAUGCUAAUUCUCGGCCAGGAGCGAUUUGCCGACAUUGAUAUUCGUCUACGUGUGAAAGGUGGUGGGUACACUGCCCAGAUUUACGCCAUCCGACAAGCAAUUGCCAAGGGCCUCAUUGCGUACUAUCAAAAGUUUGUCGACGAAGCCACCAAGAAGGAGCUCAAGGACACCCUUCUCGCCUACGACCGGACCCUUCUCGUCGCUGAUCCGCGUCGCUGUGAACCGAAGAAGUUCGGCGGCCGGGGUGCGCGUGCGCGCUUCCAGAAGUCUUACCGUUAGAAAAUACGUUGGAUGGAGUGCGCUUUCCUUUGCUAGCGCGAGGAGUGUGGGAAAAGUUGUUGUCCUCUGCAAUUUCACCCUUGCGUUUAACACUCACCAACUCAGACCACAGUGCUGCGACAUUUUGUUUGCUCACAUCCAGAUGUAAAUUGAACGCAUUUCGUUAAGCAGCGGUAUUUCACGCACUCACUAAUUUUCUGCUACGGCUUUUUUUAAAAAUAUGCCCUAUCGCAA